Messenger RNA from Dimorphilus gyrociliatus, 2068 nucleotides. Lineage: Eukaryota; Metazoa; Annelida; Polychaeta; Dinophilidae. The record is from the annotation of a GenBank genome assembly.
AUAGGCGGCGUUUCGAAUCACAUCACGGCAAUUGAAUAGCGAUAGGUGAGUGAGGUAGGUGCAGCUUAUUUCUUCCGAAAUAAUUCCUUCAUACAACCAAUCAAUUUAAUGUCAUUGCAGUCUCAAGACACCGGAAGUCUGAAUUAAAAUACUAUUGUAUAUACAUAUAUAUAUACAUAUUCAUUGAUUGAUUUAUAUAUAUAUAUAUAUGUAUGUAUAUGUAUACAUGCAUUUAUAUAAAUGAAGAUGGGGAGAGAUUAAUAUCCUCGUCCGGUAUUUAGAACUACAAAAUAAAAAAAUAACCUACCUGUUCAGAGUUCUACUAACCUUAGCAUAAUUGUUAAAAACUGUAAGUAUUCCUUUUAUUAUUGUGUCACUCUGUAUUAAGCAAAUGAAAAAGUAAAAUACUUGAAUAUAUUUACAUAUAUUGGCAAAUACAAACACAAGCAUAACAUUGUAGUAAAAAUAUGACAAGAUUCUUUGGUGGCGGGAAAAAGUGAGAAAGAGAAAGAGAGAGAGAGAGAGAGAGAGAUCGCCAGUAUAAUUGUAGCUCUUAAUAUUAUUAAAAUAUGAUAUUACAAACAAAUGAAUCGUUUGGCAACUGAAAUUUAUCCAUUAAAACUAUGACUAACAGAGACGAGUCAUUCUAGAGAGCGGGGGAGAAACAGAGACUAUAUGACACAGAUAAUGAAUACGUAAAUUUAAAGAGUACAUGGAUGAAAGUUUUUGCAUUGAAACCAGUUCAAUAAGCUUUUAAUAUAUAAUAUGAAUAAUAUGCGUCGUAUAUGAGUACAUACGUUUCUAGUUGACUGGUUUAUUGUAAAUCAAACAACAAUCCAAAGUUGACAUUCGUUCGCGUAUCACUGUUAUCUAUUUCCUCUAUUUAGUAUUGUAAUUUUCUUUUACAAUUUCAGGAUUUUUCUUCAAGCCUAAAAAUUUUGGAGAUAAAAGAAAAACCUACGUUUUCACAAUGCAAUUGACAUUUUUCACUCAAAUGUUUAAAAGGAUCUUAAGAGCUCCGAAAUUGGCGGCCUUAGUUACAUGUAUAUUUUUUGUGGCCGAAAAUUUUACAGAAUUGGCUAUUCGUUACGUUCCAGAAAUUAAUCGCUUAAAAAAAGGGAUUGAAAAUUGCGAUCGUAUUCCCCGAAUUAAUACAUUUAGCAUUAUGUGCCCUUUUGAUAAUCCGGGUGAAUUAACGACAAACGAUACGAUCAUUUUGACCUACGCUAAUUCUGGUUGGUCGCAACAGGUUACAAAUUGGAUUUGUAAUGCUAAAAAGGCAAAUAUUUCGAAAUUGUUAGUUAUAGCGGUUAACAAUGAUCUAUGUGAUAAAAUUGGUAACAUACCUGGUGUUAAAUGCUGGACACCUUCGUUGUCGCCCACGUUUAGGUCGCUGAGAGAAAAAGCACUAAGCGAUAAGGUGAAAGAAAACAACGUUCAAAAUUCUUUUAAUGCAAGUUCAAACGCGGAAUGGGGUACGGAAAAUUAUGGCCUAUUGUUAAAAUAUCGAACUUUAAUUAUUUAUUCAAUACUUAAAUGUGGUUAUCCAAUAUUACUGUCGGAUACGGAUGUUAUUUUUCUAAAGUCCCCUUUAAACUACCUUCAGCAAUUAACUCAUGACAAUACAUCUAAGGCUGAUGCUCUAAAUCCACGUUAUGAGAUGAUCUUUCAAAAAGAUGCAACAGGUUGGCGAAGAUUCGAUAGUUGGGGUCUGAAAGGUUGGUUUGGAAAUUGGUACGCUUGCGCCGGUUUUGCCUACAUCAUUCCAACUCCUGGUAUAAUUAAAUUUUGGGAAGGAAUGGUUGCUUUCCAAGAAUCAGAUUGGAAUGAUCAAGUUGGCGUUAAUUUAUGCUUGAGAUACUCAAGCCAUAGAGUUAGAUGGAUGACACUCGAUUCGGAUUUAUUUCCCAAUGGUCGGAUGAUACAAGAUGGUUACCGAUACAACGGUAAAGAGUAUCAGUCUCAGGCAAUAAGUCAACAGAACCCAUAUGUCAUUCACUUUAACUGGAUUCACGAAUUUCAAGGGAAAAUCAAAUACAUGAAACUAAUGAAAUUAUGGUGCGGCUAG